GAGGUUUCCCUGUGCUACUUCGGGCAUUUCGUUUGAUUCGCACUCCUGUGUGUGCUUUUCGUUUAUCUACGGUGUGAUCUGAAGAAUACUGACUGGUUUCUUUGAGAAGUUAGCGGCUUACUGAGGAUUAAGGUACUAGUAUGUGGAUUUGGGUUUUUAGAAGCCUUUUUGCCCCUUUCUGGUUGGUCUGCGAUGUUUCUGUUCGUUUGUUCAGGUUGCUUCAGAGUGUCGUAGCCUGUAGAAUUGGCUUUGAUGCGGAGAAACUGCGAGCUUAGUUUCAGUUGCAGGAUUCCAGUUUUUUGUUUCACGGUUUAGUAAAAUAUGAUUAGAGUUAGUUCGUAAUUGGUAGAAGUUUCAGUUUUCGAGAAGAAAUUGUAAAAAGAGGCGGCUUUGUAGAUGUUUUUGUUGAUUUUGUGCGUGCGGUCCAUUUGUAUUGGGCAAUCAUACGCCUUUUCUUUCUGGCAUUGUCCCCAUUGGAGCCUCUACUCUCUGGGAGGAGACAGAUUUCCGUGAAAAGUUGUAAUUUUUUCAGAUUUCCCCUAGUGUGGACGAUGAUUACGUUUAUUUGUGGGAAAGAUGGUAGAAUACUUUUGCAAUCGGGUACUUUUGCAGCGCCACUUUUGCAGAUUUGGAGGUUGCGUAGUUACCACGUGGAUUUUCAAUGACAACCUUAGCUUCAGUGGCCUUCCCAGUUCUAAAUUUUAAAGCUUUGUUAACAGUGGAUAUUAAAAGGUAGCACAAUGAAGGCACCAUCUCUACUGGUUCAGUGUUUCCCUGGCUUGCUUCCCAGCAAGACCACUAGUUGUGUGCCAAUUGUAUCUGAGAAGGAUCUGCAGCUACCAUCACCAGCUGUUGAAAUUAUCCCCUCAAAGAGUGCCCAUCCUUAUAAAUAUGCUGGUGAGAAGGUUGAUGUGCAAGGUCUUGAUAUCUUCAAGGGGAAGGUUAGUGUAGCGGAUAUGAUAGCCUUUUCACCUUCUGAAGUAGCAUCAACAAAAUAUGAUGGAACUCUGAAAUAUUGGGAGAGUUCAAUCACUCUUGUCAACAUUCUUAAAAACGAGAUCCGUGAUGGACAGUUGAGCUUCAGGGGGAAGCGGGUUCUAGAGCUCGGAUGUGGAUCUGGUCUGUCGGGCAUUUUUGCCUGCUUGAAGGGUGCAUCCACAGUGCACUUUCAGGACAUAAAUGCAGAAACUAUACGGUGCAGAACAAUACCCAAUGUUCUUGCAAAUCUUGAGCAAGCACGGGACAGACAGAACAGACCAUCAGAGAGCCCCGUUACACCAUCUAGGCAACUGUUGGCUCCCAAUGUGCAUUUCUAUGCUGGGGAGUGGGAUGAACUCCCUACAAUUCUCUCAGUUGUGCAGGCACCCGCAGCACCGACAAACCUUAGCUUCUCUGAGGAUGAUUUUAUGGAUGGCUGCAGUAGUCAUGAUGGGAGCAGUGUAGUUGGUCAUGACUACUGCCCCAGGCAAUCUAGGAAGCUUUCUGGUAGCCGUGCAUGGGAGAGGGCUAGUGAGAUUGACCAAGCAGAUGGCGGUUAUGAUGUAAUUUUGAUUUCUGAUGUCCCCUAUGCUGUGAACUCUCUGAAGAAGCUCUAUGCCCUUAUUUCAAAGUGCCUACGUCCUCCAUAUGGAGUCUUGUACGUGGCCUCAAAGAAGAACUUGGUUGGUUCCAAUGGUGGCGCGAGGCAACUUCGAGCUCUGAUGGAAGAGGAAGGUGUGCUUGGUGGCCACUUCUUAACUGAGUUGUCCGACAGGGAGAUAUGGAAGUUCUUUUUCAAGUGAGCAAAUCCAGAAAGUGGAAGGAGGAAAUACUUUUAAGACAAUUUUUUUGUUUCUAUUCACAGCAAUGUACAUAUGGCAAAGCAUAGUUCCAUUAAUUCUUUUGUAGUAGAUUGAAAGAAUUUGGAAAAAAAAAUGUGUAGUUGAGCUUGCUCAAGUGUCGGAAACUUUCAUGUUUUGUAGAUCUGUAAUGUCGUUAUAUUAAGUGCAGAAAGCAACUGUAUGUCUGUAGUGACUUUCUGUAUACCGGAUAUAUGAUGGUGAUUCAGUCAAAUCAUAUAUUAGAUUUAAUUUUUCACAAA
Molecule: messenger RNA, 2080 nt
Organism: Panicum virgatum (switchgrass)
Lineage: Eukaryota; Viridiplantae; Streptophyta; Magnoliopsida; Poales; Poaceae
Exons: 8
Coding region: 741-1781 (346 amino acids)
Source: RefSeq, a predicted model, not a curated record